Molecule: messenger RNA, 2031 nt
Organism: Cokeromyces recurvatus
Lineage: Eukaryota; Fungi; Mucoromycota; Mucoromycetes; Mucorales; Mucoraceae
Exons: 8
Coding region: 1-2031 (676 amino acids)
Source: RefSeq, a predicted model, not a curated record
AUGAUCAUUCGCGGUCUAUGGGGUUUACAAAUUAAGUCUAAUGAAGAAUUGAAGUUUAAAGUCCCAGCUUCAUUGAAAAUUACAAUGGCAUCAAUUUAUCAGUUUAAUGGGUUAGGACGUACAUCACUCUAUAUUCGGUUGCAGGGUACAGACCUGAUGCUUUGUUCUUUAAUUCCAGAAAAGAUUGAACAGCAAGUGAUUGACAUUACAUGUUUACGUGGAGAAACUAUAUUAUUUAGAUCAGAAGGGCCAAAUGGCAUUCAUUUGUUAGGAAAUUAUAUUUCACAAAACGGUAUUGAUGAUAGUGAAGAAGAAUCUGAAACAAUCCAAACAAUAAGCAAAGUAGAAUCAUCUGAAAAUGAUCAUGAGUCUCAAAUGGAGGAUAUAUAUACAUCAGAAUUUGAACAAGAAAGAUGGGCUUCAUCUGAUGAGGAUGAUUUUGAUGAUGUAAUAAAUCCAUUUUUAUAUCUUCCUGAAACAUCUUUGACUACUAAUGUUCCAAAAGAUGUGUUCAAGUUGAUCACUAAACAAGAUGAAAAAACUAAAGAUCUUUCUUUAAUGACAAGUAUCCAGCCAGUUAUUGAUAAAAUAAAACAAAUAGAUCAUAAAAGACAAUCUAUAAUUGAAUACAAUAAUAUGAAGGAUAAAGAACAAGAAUCUGAUGCAGAAAGCCCAUCCAAUAAGACAGAAGAAGAUACCAUACGUCGUCCAGUUACACGUAGAUAUUCAAGAGAUAAAUAUAACAGGAAAUAUGCUCAAAUCAUUGAAGAGUCACAACAACAAACGGACAGGGAUAAACAAAAAGAGACUAAUUCAGAUGCUAAAGGAAAUAAAUCAAAAGACUCAAAAACCACCAAGAUUACAAAACAUGAUAAAUCCAAGCAGUUAAAGGAUAUUGAAGCAGCUUUAAAUUCUCGUAUUCUCGAGAAUUCAAUAAAAGAACAACAGUCUGAGCAUCAAGAGAUGACAUCAAAUAAGAAAAUAACGAAUGACUUGGAAAGUAAAAAGAAGGAUACAACUAAAAAGAAAAAGACAAAUAGGUCUAGUAACAAAGAACGACAAAGGUCUGUUUCAGCAGAAGUUGAAAGAACAAAGAUAGAAGAUAAUAAAAGAAAAGAUAACAAUUUAAAAAGGAAAGCUAAAAAUAUACCUGUCAAUAGUAGUCAUAAGAAGCUUACUCAGCUUUCUGAGCAACAACAAGCAAUGGAAGGUGUAUCCGAAAAAAAGGAACAACUCAAUAGUACAGAAACUGACGAUUUAGAAAAGAAAAAGUUACCUGCUACUAAUACAAUAUUACUCGACAAUAAUGAAGAAACAAGUUCAACAUCUAGUGUUAAACAAAAGGAAACACAAUCUACUGUUGUUUUAAUAGAACGAUUCAAUGUACCAUCACAGGAACCAAAGGAUAAGAAGAAAGAAGAUCAACAUCAUAAUUCCAUAAAGCCAAGUGAUUCAAAAAGGAAAAAGAAAAUAAAGAAACAAAUAAACAAAGUUCAAGAACCAAACUCUGCUGCUACAUCUCAGAAGCCUAUAAAGACUACUCUAACACCAUCAUCAACGUUAGGACAGGAAGAAGAAGUUAAUCUGUUAAUUGAAAGAGGAAAAAUAGGCGGUAACCAUUCGAAAAAGAAAAAGAAGAACAAGAUAAGAAAUAUACAUAAGCCUUCAGAAAAUACGAUUCAUAGCGAGAUUCCCCUGGUUGAUUUGCUAGGAUAUAAAAGAAAAGAAAGAGAAAACGAAAAUAGUACAAGCAAAGGAAAGAAAGUAAUGAAGAUAUCAAAUGAAGAGAAGAAGAGACUGGAAAGAAGAGUCGAAACAGAUCAUCUUAAAAAUACAUCUUCCCUUCCUAAUAAACCAGAAGAUUCCUCAACUCAACUUAAUAAAAAGAAGGGGAAGCAAGAAGAUAAAGCGAGUCUAUUACAACUGAAUACAACCAAUGAUAAAAAAGAUGGAAUAUUAAAAGCGUCGAAAAGAUAUCCAACACGCCGCACUGUUGCAGAAGGAAAGGAAAAGCUUUCUAUGUUAUGUUAG